This is a messenger RNA of Ostrinia nubilalis (European corn borer), 4828 nucleotides long. RefSeq names its product heat shock factor protein (gene Hsf). NCBI's taxonomy places the organism in Eukaryota, Metazoa, Arthropoda, Insecta, Lepidoptera, Crambidae. Gene Ontology annotation, biological process: regulation of DNA-templated transcription. The record is from RefSeq and is a predicted model, not a curated record. The coding region runs from base 158 to 2272 and encodes 704 amino acids. Gene Ontology annotation, molecular function: sequence-specific DNA binding; DNA-binding transcription factor activity. The transcript is spliced from 11 exons.
GUAUUCAUGGCUGAUUUUUUGUCAAUGUGUAUGGUGGUGCAAUAAAUGGCGAUUCGUGAACGCGAUAACUAUUGAUGUGUACAAAAGGAAUCUUAUCGCUAUUACAGUAAAAAAAACGCAAAAAGUUCUCCUAUUAAUACUUAUUUCCGUUAUUAAAAUGCGGUCUGUUGUGGAAAUAGGUGCUAGUGUCCCUGCUUUUCUUGGGAAACUGUGGAAACUGGUCAAUGAUACUGAGACGAAUCAUUUGAUUUCAUGGAGCCCCGGAGGAAAAACAUUUGUAAUAAAAAACCAAGCAGAUUUCGCUCGGGAACUGUUACCCCUUUAUUACAAACACAAUAAUAUGGCAAGUUUUAUAAGGCAAUUAAAUAUGUAUGGAUUUCAUAAAAUAACAUCUGUAGAGAAUGGAGGUUUACGCUAUGAAAAAGAUGAAAUUGAGUUUUCCCAUCACUGCUUCAUGAGGGGUCAUGCUUAUCUUUUGGAGCAUAUUAAAAGAAAGAUAGCAAAUCCCAAAUCUAUUGUGACCAGUGGUGAAAGUGGUGAGAAGAUACUUCUUAAACCUGAGCUCAUGAACAAAGUUCUUACCGAUGUAAAACAGAUGAAAGGUAAACAAGAAACACUUGAUGCAAAAUUUAGUGCCAUGAAGCAAGAGAAUGAAGCCCUGUGGAGGGAGGUAGCAAUUCUUCGUCAAAAACAUAUCAAGCAACAGCAAAUUGUUAACAAUUUAAUCCAAUUCCUGAUGUCAUUGGUGCAGCCUGCAAGACCACCUCCUCCUGGUGGCAACAAUGUUGGAGUAAAGAGACCUUACCAGUUGAUGAUUAAUAGCGCAGCACACAACACACUUGAUGGCUAUCCCAACAAGGCGAAAAAUAUCAAAUUGGACAAAGAUGGCCUUCUUGAAGAAUUGAAUGAAGAAAAUAAUUUGGAAGAUGGCCCCACGAUUCAUGAACUUGUCCAUGAUGAUAUUUGCCACAAUGAUGCGUCUCAAGAUCCCUUGGAUGCUGCUAAUUAUGUCGCGAUUGAUGUUCCCGGUAUUACGACUUACCCUAGCCCUACUGACCCCUCGGCAUUGCAGUACCAAGUUACCAUGGAAGAUGGAGAUGAUGUUGAGACAGAUGGAGCUGCAUCAAUCCGUUUCUAUCCAGCAAACAGGACAAAUGGGAAUACCUUAAACACGACGGAAACCUUACCUGUCGUCAACUCGCCAGUAGCUGAUCCUACAUCACCUGGACAAGUAGUUAACAAUGUGAUGGCUUCACCUGGAACGUCCAAACCUAAAGCAAGAGUUAAUGGACACAAAAAUGCAAGAAGCAUGAUGAAUUCUGCAAACUUUAAUUCUAUGAACCCAUCAGCAGAUUUGAAACUUCCUGCUGAGAUAUUCGCCAGUGACGACUCUGUGAGCGACGCUGGCUUGGCUACAGCAGAGGAUAUCGCUGUGCAGAAUUUGCAGGAUACAUUACUGUCUGGAGAUAUUUGCAAACCUUCCAAGGACAAAAUGUUGGGUACUGGUCUUAAUAUUAAAAUAGAAAAACCAGCAGCAACAUCCAAGAGUUCUAAGAAGUCCAAAAAAGAAGCUAAAAACAACGAGAAUAUGAAUUUGAACCUAGCUGAUAUCAAGACGGAACUUCAGGAUGACUUGGACUGGAAUAAUAUGACUUUGGCUACUAUCAAUAACAACACUAAUGUAAAUAGAUACCAAUCAAGGAAUAGAAGAGAUAACAUCGGCAUAAACAGAGAAGACUUUGCUUCUCUAUUUGGAACAAAUGCAAACAAAAAUGACAUAGAUGACCAUUUGGAUUCAAUGCAAACAGAUCUUGAGUCACUAAGGGAACUUUUGCGAAGUGAUUCUUAUGCUUUUGACACCAACACGUUGAUGGGGGUGGAAUCAUCAUCAAAUUGUCAGAAUAUGCUUGCAGGACCCUCUGACAUAAACUCUGUCAACAAGCUAUUUGGUUCUGACGAUCCCUUCUAUGGACUAUCUUACAAUACUAUGGAUGAUAGAACGAAAGCGGCCAAUGGUGCAAAGAAGCAGAAAGGUGAGAUUACCGAUCUAAACGGUGAAGACGAACACGUGGAGGUCCAGUGUACGGAUGAUGACGUUGAAGGGAAUCAGCUAAUAUCGUAUACAGGAAAUAUUCCAGACUUUGAGUAUAUAAAUAUGCCAGAUUUGGAGGGUGACAAUACGGAAGACGCUUGCAUGUCACCCAGUCCGGCCAGCACGACGUUAAACACUCCUCAAGUGGAAGUUCCGUCCCCGAUGAGCAGGCGGUCCUGAGUCACGAAGGAACGACGCUGCAGGCGACGGGCGGGCCAGUAAACUUUCUGCAGUCGGCUAAAAUACGCAGUCACUCAACAAAUUAGAAAUUAAUUGGUUAUUGUACCUAUAUUGGCGCAAUCUGCUCAUUAGAAAGUAGUCAAUUUUUGUAACUAUUGUAUAGUAACUAUAUUAUUAUGUACAGUUUCAAAAUUUAUUAUUUAAAGAUUUUGGUGUGAUAAUCACAUUAGGAUUACACGGACAAGCAUGGUUGAUUUUGAUUAAUUAUAAGUUCCAAAUGUUUUGUUUGAAGAUUUAUACGGCAAACGCCACGAGAUUAAAGGCCAUAGUAAAUAGUAAAAAAAAAAUGAUAAUAUUGAACAAGUAAAUCUUAAGUUUUUCAAAAUUUUGUUACAAAAGGCGUUUCAAAUACAUAGUACAGAAAAACUUCAUUAAAAUCAUAAUUAUUUAGAAUUUGAAUUUUUUUUUAUUGAAUCGGUAAAGUGAGAUAAGAGUCCAAUUAAUUACGCAACUGUAUUAACAAUAAAAUACUGUAAUAUUAGCGUCGGCUAGUGCUAGCAAUACAAAUUAAUAUCAUCAAAAAAGAUAAAUGUUAUUUAGAGAAAUCUUGCUUAGGUGCCUUAUAAAAAAUAUAAUAUAGUCGAUAUGUACCUAUGUAACUUUUAGACUUAUUUGUAGAGUCAGCAUCACAAGUAGCGGGCCAUAUGAAGUUACCCCGCUUAUUAUAAGAGAUACUGUACCUUAUAUAUUUAAAUUAUAAACUUUCUGAUGCAGCUUUGACCUUCAUAGUGCAAUAAGUAUAAAUUUGUAUUACUACUGUAACAAUACGUCAUGUCACGCCAAUAAUAAAUUAAAAGUUAGCUGUUAAAUAGACAUGGAUAUUACAAAAAUGUGAGUUAUAAUGUGACUGCAAUAUAAUAUAAGACUGUGCCGAAAUAGACGGCUAUAAAGUUAUAAAAGUAGUUUUGUAAACGAUGAUAGGCAGAUUCGAUAAAGAUAUGGUACAUUUUUAUAAUAUCGUUGUUUAAUGACAAUUAUUUUAUUUUUAUUGGUUGAUUGAAAAUCUGAAUUGAGACCCAAGAAAUUACGAUUAUUUUGAAUUUAUGUUUAACACAAAUUACCAGUCGGUUUAAUUGUAUUUUGUGCAUGGUGCAUGCCUUUUAAUUUUGUACUGAAAUAUGCAGUUUAACUGCUUUAAAUUCGGAAUAACAUAAUGUAAUGUUUCAUUGGGUUUCAUACGAGAAAAUGUAAAGUUGACAGGUCAAGUGUAACUGUAAUAGAGGUGUCAAGUCAACUUAAUUAGGCACAGUAUAAUGUAUGAAAGAAAUUAGAUUUAGAGUUCAUGGAAUAUCGAGAUCUAUAACUAAUACUCAUUAUUAUUUUGGCUGCAUUUUUUCUCGUUUUAGACCUAGUGAGAUUUCCAUAAUGUUUGUAAAGGAAAAGUGAAAUGGCCCUAAACUAGUUUGUUUACUAACUUACGAAUAGUUAAGCAAAAUUGUAAUUAUAAAUCCUAAACUGGUGGGUCUAGUUUCGUCGUUUGUGAAUUUAUAUAGAUUUUUUUUGGACUAUAAAUUAGUACGAAAAGUCAAUAUGGCACAUGCAAUAUUAUUUUGUCGUAGGAUAAUAUUAUUAUUUGUAAAUAUGUAUCAAUGUAUAAUAAUUUAUACCACAUAGCUGCUUGUUAAGAUUACCUACUCUAAAGUCUCGAAACGAUUAUAUUUAAAUUUUGAUCACUUGCCCAUUUACGUAGCAUCAGUUUUCACUGCUAGUGCCUAUCUUCAUUAAUGAAUAGGUACUGGUGAAAUUGUAGAUUUAAUUAUCUUAAAAUUUUGCAUCAUCAUAAAUAUUCAUUUAAUUUGAAAAGUAUUAUUUUAAUGCAUUUUAACUUUUUAAUUUUGUGUCCAACUCAUUUGGAUUUAAUUAUCAUUUAUAUGUAUUGUUUCUUUUUAUGUGAAUAUCUUGUUGUUUUUCUGGUUUGAAUGCAGAUUUUUUAAAUAAUUAGCACACUACCUACUCACAGAGUAAAGUUUUGUGUAAGUAUGUUACGAUCAUACAUUCUGACCCCUUUACUAAUAAAAAGUUACACAGUUGUUGAACACUGUUUUAAAAUGACAUUUCCAUACUAAACGUCACUUUAAAACGCUGUUCAACGAGCGUGUAAGUUAGGGGGUCAGUAUUCUGACGAUGAUGAUCUUAUUUUAUCGGGCAAUUCUAUAAGUAGGUAAGCUAAGCUUCGAAGUAUCCUUAUUGUCCUUCCAUACAUAUUGUAUUGGUCUCUCAACACAGAGAGUAAUCAUGUUAGAGAGUAAGCAAUUAAAAAUGAGUUCAUUUUUUAAUUACUUUGUAUUUAAUACGAUUUACCAUACGAAUAAAUUUGUAAAUGCUGUAAGUCGAAUUCGAUUUCGACUGAACUUAUAUUGGCCAUUAUUUAUAUCUAUCUAUAGCGUAUAUAACAUUGUAUAUAACAUUUCAUUAUGAACAAAGUUUGUUAGUGUGUAAUAAAAGUAUAAGAAUAUACCUAUAUUUAAUAAUAAGUUAUUUUUAAAUAAAUGUAUU